This is a messenger RNA of Eufriesea mexicana, 904 nucleotides long. RefSeq names its product longitudinals lacking protein, isoforms A/B/D/L-like. The coding region runs from base 117 to 407 and encodes 96 amino acids. Lineage: Eukaryota; Metazoa; Arthropoda; Insecta; Hymenoptera; Apidae. The transcript has 3 exons. The record is from RefSeq and is a predicted model, not a curated record.
CACGGUUUUCUUCUUGCCACGAUUAGGAUGUUAUCGACGAACGACGAGAAAGACGUCAGAAAGACAUCAAGAGGAUCAAGAUCGAAACCGAUCUGGAGAAUCUUUGCUCGGUGGUGAUGGAAGAAGCGAAGGAUUUCGAUUACGAGGAAGAGAAGCCGCUCGGCUCGAGGAGACGAAGGGCCACCGCCGCCCUUCGAGACAUCGAGAGGCACACGUGCUCUAGAUGCUCCAAGAGUUACAUACACGCGUGGCAUUUGAAAAGGCACACCAAGUUCGAGUGUGGACAAGAGCCGAGAGUUCAGUGCCCCUAUUGUGCCGCGCGAAUGAAACAACGCGGUCACGUUUACAGACACAUUCGUCAGUGCCAUCGUGGUCAGAACGUGUUCGCGUCGAAGCGCGUUGUUUAACCUCGGGGCGGAUGUGACGCGUCGACGCGCAAGGAUCCACGGAGUGACGGGAAAUCUCUGCUCGAGAUUAAACGAUCGUUCAUCAUCGUUCCGGGGAAGGUCGAAUUUCUGUCCAAAGUGUUCCGUAAAGUUCGAUCGUUUGACCGAUCUUCGUACGCAUAUGAUCCGAGUGUGUGGAUUCGAGUCGAAGAAGAUGUGUCCCUACUGCGAUACCGUCGUGGGGAAUACCGUCGACCAGAUUUACCGGCACAUCGAACAUCGUCACCCAAGCCUGCGCCCUGCGGUGCUCGAAGUGUAUAACGUGGACGGAAAUUGAGUGGUUUACCGUUCUUUUCGAGACUGCCACCGGCAAUUUUAUUUUCGUACCUUGAUCUUCUUUGUACGUCGAUAAAUUUUCCUGUUGUUUCUCGGUAGAGAUAGUCGAUAAGACGGAGAAGUAACGAGGGAAAAAAAGAAAAAAAAAAGAAAAAAAGAAAAAAAAAAGAAAAAGAAAAAUA